Molecule: messenger RNA, 318 nt
Organism: Anastrepha ludens (Mexican fruit fly)
Lineage: Eukaryota; Metazoa; Arthropoda; Insecta; Diptera; Tephritidae
Exons: 1
Coding region: 1-318 (105 amino acids)
Source: RefSeq, a predicted model, not a curated record
AUGCAAGUGAUUAUUGUGCUGAGUUUGUGUGUGGCCGCUGUAACAGCCCAAGUUACAUACUCGAGAUCACAAAGUAAAAGUGAAAGUGGCAGUAUUGCCAUUCCUAGUUAUGGUGGAUACCCUGCUGGUGGUGGCUAUGGUUAUCCUGGUGGUGGCGGCGGCGGCUAUGGAGGCUAUGGUUAUCCUGGUGGUGGUGGUGGUGGUGGUGGCGGAUAUGGGGGCUAUGGGGGCUAUGGAGGCUAUGGAGGCUAUGGAGGCUACGGGGGCGGAGGCAGACAUCAUCAUCAUCGUCAUCGCGGCGGCUACUACGUUAAAUGA